Messenger RNA from Amoebophrya sp. A25, 402 nucleotides. Lineage: Eukaryota; Dinophyceae; Syndiniales; Amoebophryaceae. The record is from the annotation of a GenBank genome assembly.
AUCAACAUGAUCCAGCGAUAUAUCGACGAACUCUAUGACGUGUUGCAAGCCGUUCCGAGACAUGGAGAAAUGUCUUUGAGGGGACCUGGCUUGUUUCAGAAUGGUGUUAGCGGUAUCGUGCGUUCAGGCGCUGCUGCAUUGUCGCAGUCGGUGACCAAUGCCCUUGGUAUGAAGCCGCUUCCGGGAAGUAAACGCGUUCUGACUUUGAAGAAGGGGACAGUAGUGGAAAGUCAGAAUGGGUUUCAAAGAUUGGGGAGUUUUUUGCGGUGAAGGAUGACGGGGAGCGUUAUCUUGCGCUGCUGGUAUCGAGUGUCUGGCAAAUCAGCGCAAUCAAGCUCAUAGGCUCUAAGCACAGGCAAAUAGUAGCACAUUGUGAACGGGGACUACACAUGCAGGAGCAGG